GCGCUGGUAAAACCACUGAGCGUAGCAAUCGUUGUUGUGUACCUUCUUGACAGGUUUGCUGAUGAUAGCUUGAGGGUUCUCAAGAUGCACGAAAGGAACAUACAAACGCGCCGUAGUGAAAGGCAUUUACGUACCAUCGAUGGUAGGUUCAAGAGUAUUAACAACAGCUCCCCAAGCAACACUAAAUCCAGCAGAUGCGGCAAGCACACCACUCAUCGGAUUACCGGUAGCAGAAGCGGCAAUCAUGACCGGACAACUAUUACCAGACGAUAG
Phytophthora sojae is the source of this 273-nucleotide messenger RNA. RefSeq lists its product as hypothetical. NCBI's taxonomy places the organism in Eukaryota, Oomycota, Peronosporomycetes, Peronosporales, Peronosporaceae. The transcript has a single exon. The record is from RefSeq and is a predicted model, not a curated record. The annotation marks the transcript as partial.